Messenger RNA from Pieris rapae (cabbage white), 589 nucleotides. Its product is annotated as acanthoscurrin-2-like. The transcript is spliced from 3 exons. Lineage: Eukaryota; Metazoa; Arthropoda; Insecta; Lepidoptera; Pieridae. Bases 19 to 489 code for a protein of 156 amino acids. The record is from RefSeq and is a predicted model, not a curated record.
UACUCAACAGUUAACAACAUGAAGUGUAUUGUAAUAAUCGUUCUUUCUUGUGCUGUAGCACUAAAUGCUCAACCUUUUGGCUUAGGCCUCGGUCUGGGAAGACUAGGCUUGGGAGGUAUAGGCUUAGGGUCUGGCCUUGGUCUAGGAAGGCUGGGUGGUCUAGGCCUAGGUGGACUUGGCAUGGGUGGAAUGGGAGGAGGUUAUGCCAGCGGUGGUGGAUAUGGCGGUGCGGGUUGUGGCAGUGGCGCAAGUGGUGUCGGAAGCCAGGGUUACCAGAAUGCUGGAGCGGGUGGCUUUCACAACGUUGGUGCUCAUCACAAUAGAGUUACAUCCAUAAACAAUGCUGAAAAUUCUGGUUUUAAUAACAUCGGCGGCGGAUCAGCGAUGAACAAUGGCGGUUAUGGUGGAAAUGGAUUCAACGGCUAUCAGAACGGCGGUUCCCAAUUUGGAAAUGGUUUUGGAUCUGGCAGCCAAGGAAUGAUAAUAUAGGAAGUUAUAUAGUGGUGUAUUUGGCGAAUACUAACAUUUUUAUUUCCUAUUUCUGUAUACAAAUUACAUCAACAACAAAGAGAAUAAAUUAUUUAUGAAA